GGGGUUCAGCGCAGCAUACCACGGCCACACUAGUGGGGCUAGGCUCGACUUAACGGAAUACCCUACUGGCAUGACUGGGUCCGUGAGCACUAGUAGCAGCGCCAUCUGGAGCAGUGGACAGGGUGGAACGUCCACUAGUAGCACAACUAACUGGAGCAGUAGACAGGGUGGAACGUCCACUAGUAGCACAACUAACUGGAGCAGUAGACAGGGUGGAACGUCCACUAGUAGCAGCGCCAUCUGGAGCAGUGGACAGGGUGGAACGUCCACUAGUAGCACAACUAACUGGAGCAGUAGACAGGGUGGCAUGUCCACUAGUAGCAGCGCCAUCUGGAGCAGUGGACAGGGUGGAACGUCCACUAGUAGCACAACUAACUGGAGCAGUAGACAGGGUGGAAUGUCCACUAGUAGCACAACUAACUGGAGCAGUAGACAGGGUGGAAUGUCCACUAGUAGCAGCGCCAUCUGGAGCAGUGGACAGGGUGGAACGUCCACUAGUAGCACAACUAACUGGAGCAGUAGACAGGGUGGAACGUCCACUAGUAGCACAACUAACUGGACAACUAACUGGAGCAGUAGACAGAGUGGAACGUCCACUAGUAGCACAACUAACUGGAGCAGUAGACAGGGUGGAACGUCCACUAGUAGCAGCGCCAUCUGGAGCAGUGGACAGGGUGGAACGUCCACUAGUAGCACAACUAACUGGAGCAGUAGACAGGGUGGAAUGUCCACUAGUAGCACAACUAACUGGAGCAGUAGACAGGGUGGAAUGUCCACUAGUAGCAGCGCCAUCUGGAGCAGUGGACAGGGUGGAACGUCCACUAGUAGCAGGACCAACUGGAGCAGUAGACAGGGUGGAACGUCCACUAGUAGCAGGACCAACUGGAGCAGUGGACAGGGUGGAACUUCCACAUUUCUUGGGCCGCUUUGUAACUUGCGGCGACAGCGAGGGCUGAGUGAACCAGCAGAGGUGAGACAAGUGCUUCUUUCAACUUAGCUGGGAACUCACCAGAUUGCAGUGACCUAUUAACAACUGACGUGAUUGACGGUAGCACUUCAGAGGCCGUAUACCACGGGGCUUUCGGACGUUAUGAGAUGUCACGGGUCUUGAGGGGGGUGUAUUUGUCCAAAAGAUGACAGAGGGUACUGUUGAAAGACUCAGCCAUCUCAUUUACAGCAUGAGGGGGCGAGAGAUGAAGACAUCACCCGGUACAGCAGAGUGAUCUGGCGGAAGGUCAUGCACGACAUGAACAUUUGAUACAGUAUCAAGGGAAUCACAGGUUGUCUGUCGGAGAAAGUUGUACAGACCCUGUUAGAUGCAAGGAUGCUUAACAUAUGAGGGAAGGGUAUGGGAGAAACAGAUAUAUAGACAUGCUUCCACGAAUAUGCUAAGUUACUGGAUACCAAGAUGGCAACCAACCACUACUACUCAAACAGAUGCAACAAGGUCAUUCGCACAAGCUGUUUUGCAAAACAAAACUAUCAUUAUCGGGAAGAGGUCAUUGAUUGCCCCUUGUCUCCUGCUACAAUUAUUGACAUCCCAUCACACUUCUAUGUAUGUCAGGUUAAAUGCGUAAUGUGUUAAGCAUGUCAUUUUGGAUACAUCAACCGACAUGAAUGAGGCUGCUCAAAAAGGUUAAGAGAAUCCAUGGAGAAAUCAGGACUCAUAACCAGACAUAGGAUGGAGGAUUAGCAGGUAUUGGUUUCCAAGAGGGAUGAGUAUACCCCAUUUUUUUCUAAAAGAAUUAAUUUCAGGUCGAAAUAAAUAAGCAAAAAUUAUACAAUACCAUUUGAUUGAGACCGAUCCCAUUGGACAUAUCCAAUAUGCUUCUUGUAUCCAGAUGUGAAUAAUAAAUAAGGGUUAAGGUUUUCAAUUUAAAAACUUGAUGCCCUAUUGAAAAGUGUAUGGAUACCUGGGUAAGGCUACCUGUUGAAAGAACCCUAAAUCAAAAUUGAAACCUUGGUAGUUUCUGUUUAGAUUGUCUGCAUGACAUUCCCCACUAUUACCACCUGUUCAUCAGUUUGCAAACUACAUGUACAGUGAGCUGUUUAUACAACUUAAA
Molecule: messenger RNA, 2063 nt
Organism: Patiria miniata (bat star)
Lineage: Eukaryota; Metazoa; Echinodermata; Asteroidea; Valvatida; Asterinidae
Exons: 6
Coding region: 71-997 (308 amino acids)
Source: RefSeq, a predicted model, not a curated record